Molecule: messenger RNA, 10093 nt
Organism: Crotalus tigris (Tiger rattlesnake)
Lineage: Eukaryota; Metazoa; Chordata; Lepidosauria; Squamata; Viperidae
Gene: POLQ
Product: DNA polymerase theta
Exons: 30
Coding region: 462-7541 (2359 amino acids)
Biological process (GO): double-strand break repair via alternative nonhomologous end joining; DNA-templated DNA replication
Molecular function (GO): ATP binding; DNA binding; DNA-directed DNA polymerase activity
Source: RefSeq, a predicted model, not a curated record
UUGGAGAAUAGUUUGAUGCCCUCUUAAUUUCGCUCUGUAAUCAGAAAUGCUUACACGAAAUGCCAGCAUUUUAAAAUAGCAAAUAUCUGCGCCCUGCGAUGAAGUUUUAACGUCCAUCCGUUAGGAAAAAAGAAACGGACCGUUACAGGCAUGCUAAAACUGCAGAGCGUCUACUUCGGAAGUAGCUUGAGAAACACCGCUGUAUACUCUUUCUCCCUUCUCAGCAAUUUUAGCACGUGUGGACUUAAACGUUCAGAAUUCCGCAGUCGGUAUGCUGUACGAUGCUAUUUGAAAAGUUCUGGGAGUUGAAGUCCACACCUGUUGAGAUGGAGAAACACUGGUACAAAGAGAGGCAUUCAUUUUUGCUGUUUUUGAAUCCAAAUUUAUGUGAGCAUCAAAGUUGAAGUGGAGGAAACAAACUCGCGGGUCAGAUCAAAUGCUGGAUCCCCUCGGAUAUUUCUAUGGACGCUAGGACUUCCGCCACUGCGAAUGAGAUGCGCGAAGAAGCCCGCUCCCUGUUCCUGGAGUAUCUGGCGAGGCUUUUAUGGGAAAUCGUCAGUAAAGGACGACACUUCCGGCGCUUUGAACGGUUUGGCGGGAGGAUGGCGGCGGGCGGCGGUUGCCUGGAAGAACCGAGGCCGUGGGUCCUGGAGGCGGUCUCUGUCCCCUUUUCUCCCCGUGAAGAAGCCACGAGGGGCCUAGUGCUCAGCCCACCUGCUGGCUUAGAGACCUCCAGAGGCCGGACUCGCAACUUGCAAGGACCAUGUCAACAUGUGGAUGUUCCUGAUGACAAUAGUGACAAACUAUUGUUAGCAAACUGGGAGCUUCCCAAAACAGUCCUGGAAAAAUAUCAUGGUUUGGGAGUAGUUCGUAUGUUCCAAUGGCAAGCAGAAUGCUUGAUGGCUGAUCAAGUAUUGGAGGGAAGGAACUUAGUCUACUCGGCUCCCACCAGUGCGGGAAAAACACUUGUUGCCGAAUUACUCAUAUUGAAGAGAGUUUUAGAAACACGGAAGAAAGCAUUGUUCAUUCUCCCUUUCAUCUCUGUGGCAAAAGAGAAGAAAUAUUACCUACAGGCUAUGUUCCAAGAAGAGGGUGUACAAGUGGAAGGUUAUAUAGGCAGUGUUUCUCCUUCGGUCCCUUUUUCUGCACUGGAUGUUGCAGUCUGUACUAUUGAGAAAGCAAACGGUCUGGUCAAUAGACUCAUAGAUGAGAAAACUCUUGACUCUCUAGGAAUAAUUGUUGUGGAUGAAUUGCACAUGUUAGGAGAUUCUCAAAGAGGAUAUUUAUUAGAACUUCUGCUGGCAAAAAUUUGUUUUUUGACUAAAAGAAUAAAGAACAAACAAAUCAUGAAAGAGUCUUUUUGUAAUAAAAUACAGAUCAUAGGAAUGAGUGCUACCCUUCCUAAUUUGGAUCUUCUGGCUUCCUGGCUAAAUGCAGAAUUGUACCACACAGACUUCCGUCCAGUACCCCUUCUGGAACAAGUAAAAAUUGGCAAUAAGAUUUAUGACUCUUCAAAUGCAGUUGUGAGAGAAAUUCAACCUAUACUGAAUAUUAAGGGAGAUGAGGACCAUGUGGUGACUCUGUGUUAUGAGACAGUCCAGGAUGGACAUUCAGUUCUUGUAUUUUGUCCAACAAAGAAUUGGUGUGAGAAAUUAGCAGACAUCAUUGCCAGGGAAUUCUGCAGUAUUCAACAAAAGAAUCUUCAAAAGAUGUCAACCCUUUCACCUGUUACGUUGUGCCAGGAAGGGAUAGAAAAGUUGUUGAUUCAGUUAAAGCGGUCUCCUUCUGGCUUGGACAGUGUGCUUCACCGGACCAUCAAAUGGGGAGUUGCUUUUCACCAUGCAGGUUUGACAUUUGAUGAACGAGACAUAAUUGAAGUAGCUUUCCGUCAAGGUGUCCUACGAGUUUUAAUAGCCACUUCUACACUUUCUUCGGGGGUAAAUCUGCCUGCACGUCGGGUAAUUAUCCGAACUCCUGUAUUUGGUAGCAGACUGUUGGAUAUUUUGACAUACAAACAAAUGGCUGGAAGAGCUGGAAGGAAAGGAGUAGAUACUAUAGGUGAGAGUAUUUUGGUGUGUAAGCCCUCUGAAAAAUCAAAAGGAAUUGCUCUUCUCCAUGGUGGUAUGAAGCCAGUGGGUAGCUGUUUGCUUAGCCUCAAGGGAGAAGGAAUCACCUCCAGUAUGUUACGGGCAAUUCUUGAGAUCAUAGUAAGUGGAGUAGCUAGCUCUUCAGAAGACAUCCAGAGUUAUGCAUCCUGUACACUCCUCGCAGCUAGUUUGAGAGACUUCCAGGACUGUAGGAGAGAGCAGGAGAAAAUUUGUGAUGGAUCUAUUGAAACUUGUGUGAAGUGGCUGCUUGAGAAGGAAUUCAUCAUGAUUUCAGUAACGGAUGUUGGCAAGGAAAUAUAUCGUCCGACACAUCUUGGCUCUGCUACUUUGUUUUCCUCCUUUUCCCCAACAGCAGCACUAGAAAUUUUUGCUGAUCUCCAGAGAGCAAUGAAGAGUUUUGUUCUAGAGAAUGAUCUGCACAGUCUUUAUUUGGUCACUCCUGUUUAUGAAGACUGGACCAAAAUAGACUGGUACCAAUUCUUUUGCUUGUGGGAGAAGUUGCCUGCCUCAUUGAGAAGAGUAGCACAACUUGUGGGAAUUGAAGAAAGUUUUUUGGCUUGUUCUGUCAAAGGCAACAUCAUUGCUAAAACAGAGAAGCAAUAUAGGCAAAUGGCUAUCCACAAAAGAUUUUUUACAAGCUUGGCUCUUCUGGAUUUAAUAAAUGAAGUUCCUUUAAAGGAUGUUGCGAAGAAAUAUGGCUGUAGUCGUGGACAGCUUCAAUCUUUACAACAGUCUGCCGCUACAUAUGCAGGGAUGAUUACUAUUUUCUGUAACCAGCUGGGAUGGCACAACAUGGAACAAUUGCUGUCCCAGUUUCAGAGUCGUCUUAAUUUUGGAAUUCAGAGAGAACUCUGUGAUCUUGUCCGGAUAUCUUUGCUAAAUGCACAGUGUGCUAGAGCUCUUUAUAAUGCUGGUUUCAUCACAGUGGCUGAUGUAGCUAAAGGGACUCUUGAGGAAGUAGAAAAUGUUUUCAGAAAUGCAGCACCAUUCAGAAGUACUCGCAGAGCAGUAGAUGAAGACGAGCAAGCUGCCAAGGAGCGCCUUAAUGCCCAUUUCAUGUGGAUGUCUGGAAUAAAAUGCUUAACUGAAGGUGAAGCAGCCUGUCUGAUUUUAGAGGAGGCUAAAAGGCUUUUAAAGCAUGACUUAGCUCUUUGGGGAGUACAGUGGAACCCCAGUACCUCAAUCUUGCUGGAUACGUCUUAUACAUUUUCUACAAAGGAAAGUGUUACAGAAGGCCACCGGAAACCCCAAAAUAACCACAAUAUGACUUUAUCAGACACAAGGGUCAAUUCACAAAUCAAAAAUAUAUUGUCUGUUAAACAAAAAAAUAAGAGGCAGCUGGAAGGUAAUUCAGCAGAAGAGAUUGAUAAUAAGGUUCCAAUAGGGGCAGAGGCAAGAAAUGAUGAUAUACACCCUAGUGCCAAGAAACGAAUGAAUUUAAACAGAGAUAUGAUAAAUUCACAUGAGAAACAAAUGUUGGAUGCCAGUGAGGCAAUGGAAAGUGCUGAAGACAUUAUGAAGAGAAGCUUGAAAGAAGGCAUAAAAAAUGAUGUUGCAACUAGAUUUAAAUCUAAUGUCGAACUUCAUUCCAAGCAAAGUAUGGAUAAAAAUACAAUUACAAAUCCCAGUGGGAUAUUACAAGCUGCAAAUAGAGAUGAAGUCAAUAUUCAUACCUGCAGUUUUUCAAGCAACAUAGAACGUAUUAAGAAUGGUUAUUCUUCUGAUUUGGAUCUUGUCUUCAAAGAAUUUGAAGAAAGCUUCCAGUUGGAUACCCAAACAGAUAGACUAUUACAACAGCAGAUGGCAGAUGAAACUGCUAACAAGCAACAAAUCAAAGACAAAAAACUGGUAGACAGUCUAACACAGAGAAACUGCAUUGGUAUAAAUGGUAUCAAUAUGUCAGAAAAAAAUGCUAUAUGUAUUAGGGAUAAACUAGAGUGUGGAAAAGCACAUUCACCAUUAUUGCUUAGUAAAGUAUCAGAUUUGGAGGGGCGUCAAACUGAAAAAUACCAAGGAACAUCAGUUGGCUUGGAAACAAGCUGUUUUUCUGUCACAGAUUCCCAGUUGGAUAGCUUCUUACGGCACUAUCAAACUCCAAACUUAACAGAACAACAGCUCACUGUUCUUCCAAAUAAUAUUUCUUUUUCUCUCAACCAAUACCCAUCCACUGUGGAUAUAAAUGAAGCAAAACUUAAUGGCAGUGAUAGUUUAUUAUUUGAUGGAGACUUUAACCACAUGGAUGGCUCCCAGGAUGGUGAUAACAGUGAAAUAAUCAUGGAGACAAUUCCACAGGAGCUGGUAAACCCUCCUUUGUUCAAAAGUGCUUUAAAAUAUACCUCAGGUGAAUUGGAAACAAGACUGAAUAAAGCUAUAUCAAAUAGUACUAUAAACCAAAAAUUGUCAAUGGGGUGUAACUUUAUAAUGUCAGAUACUAGUUCUUUACAUGAAGCAAAAAUAUUAAAUGGUAUGGUUUUACCUCCUUUUUAUAAAAACAGCAAGAUUCUGAAUAAGACAAUGAAAAGGCUAAAAAGUAGUGAAAAGAAUGUAAGUGAAAUUCCACAGAAAGAUUGUACAGAAGAAAAUGAUAAGCAAAUGAACAACCCUGAUGUUUUAUUUGAUUUGAGUCCAGGAAUGCAGGAAGUUUUAGACAGAGGGUUAAGUUCUUCCAAUGAUAAAUCUGAAAUGGGGCCAAAAAACAAAUUGAAUUUAGUGUUUUCUAAGAAUACUACAGAUUCAAGGACUCCUACCAUUUGUCCUGGUCAAUGUGAGUUAUCCUUGCACAAAGAUUUUGGCAGAAAUUGUGUAACAAGAAUGAAGGAUGAUCAAAAGAACAAAAAUGGAAGUUGUGUUUCUUGGAUAGAUGGGAACAAAAUGCCUUUUUCACCACUGAAUGUCAUAGAAUCUACUUCAAAAUGCAUAGAAAUACCGGUUGUGACAAAAACAGAAAAUCCAAUCUCUGUCAAUAAAGUUCCAUAUGUUCAGUUUUUACAGAAGGAUAAAUCUGUUUUACCCAUACAGGAACAAGUAUUACAACGUCAACCAGAACAUACUGAGUUUAAUCUUGAGGAUAAUUCACUGAUAAGUGAAUAUUUUUCACUCCAUUUAUCUCAGGAAAAGGUUCCUCCAGCAUCUUGCAGUGCUGAUAAUUUCUCAAUAAUUGAUGUGGCAAAUGAUAAAACUCUCUUCCAAACUUUCAUUAAAGAAUGGAAAACACACAAAAAAUUUUCUAUCUCUGUGGCUUGUGAAAAGACAAAAAGCCCUCUGUCUCACAGAUCAGCUAUUGGUGCAAAGUUCAAGCAAGGAAGUACAUCUAUGAAAAUUCUCCAUGAAAAUGAUGGAUUUCCUGUUCAUGCCUGCGAAGACUUGCUGGUGGUUGGAUUAGCUGUGUGCUGGGGUAGAAAGGAUGCUUACUACAUCUCAUUGCAGAAGAACUCUCAAAGCCAGAUAGAAGUAAGUCCCAGUUUGGCACAGCCUCCAUUGGAUCAAGACCUGUCUGUGGUAGAAAGAUUGCAACAUCUUAAGCUAUGUCUGCAGGAGUCUGAGAGAGCAUUUUCACUUGUUGUAUAUGAUUUUAUUCAGCACUACAAGACUAUCCUGAAGGCCUGUGGCAUCUCAUUGGCAGGAUGUUUUGAGGACCCAAAGGUAGCAUGCUGGUUAAUUGACCCUGGAUCAAAAGAAGAUUCCAUUCACAGUAUGGUUGCCAAUUUCCUUCCUCAGGACUUAUUCUUGCUAGAUAACAUUGGAGCAAGCCAGGGAAAUCAGAGCCUGGGUCUCAGUGCCAGUGCAGAUCAGUCUGGACGUUACAGGGCAUCUGUAGAGUCUGUUCUUGUCUUCCAUAUUAUAGAAGAACUCCAUAUUAUACUACAUAAGGAUAACUUGCAAGAUAUUUUUCAGAAAGUGGAGAUGCCAAAUCAGUAUUGCUUGGCCUUGCUGGAACUCAAUGGCAUAGGUUUUAGCACAGUAGAAUGUGAGGCCCAGAAACAUGUUAUGGAAGCAAAAUUGAAUGAGAUUGAGAAUCGGAUAUACCAGCUGGCAGGUCACAGUUUCUCCUUGACCUGUCCAGAUGAUGUUGCUGAGGUAUUAUUUCUGGAGCAAAAGUUGCCGUCAGAUGGAGAACUAAAAAUGCAAAAAGGCAAGAAAGUGUUGGGUUGUACUAGAAAAGCAACAACAAAUAAGAAUCGAGCCAGACUGAGUAAACAGUUCAGUACAACAAAGGAGGUUUUAGAAAAAUUGAAGAAAUUGCACCCUUUACCUGGCCUGAUUUUAGAAUGGAGAAAAAUCACUAAUGCAAUAACUAAAGUGAUAUUUCCACUACAGAGGGAGAAACUUUUCAACCCUGUCCUAGGAAUGGAAAGAAUCUAUCCUGUUUCUCAGUUUCAAAGUGCUACAGGCCGCAUAAGCUUCAGAGAACCCAAUAUACAGAAUGUACCUAAAGACUUUGAGAUUGAAAUGCCAACAAUGGUUGAAGAGAGCCCACCUUUUCAGAAACAACACAGUAUUUUAAGAAGCAGAUAUGGAAAACAUUCUGUGUUACCAUGUGGAACUAAGAUUCUAACUGAAGAAAUAUCAAACAGGAAGAAAAUACUAUUUUCUGUUAGCAUGAGACAUGCCUUUGUACCAUUUCCAGGUGGCUUGAUCUUGGCUGCUGAUUACUCUCAGCUUGAGUUAAGAAUCCUUGCACAUUUUUGUUCUGAUGAUCGGCUACUCCGGGCCUUUGGUAACAACGUUGAUGUCUUUAGAAGCAUUGCAGCUGAGUGGAAGAACAUUAACCCUGAAGAGGUUGGGAAUGAUUUAAGGCAACAAGCUAAGCAGAUUUGCUAUGGAAUAAUCUAUGGAAUUGGAGCUAAAUCCUUAGGGGAGCAGAUGGGUGUUCAAGAAACUGAUGCUUUGUGCUUCAUUGAGUCCUUCAAAUCCAGAUAUCCAGGUAUUCAGAAAUUCCUGAAAGAGACAGCAAAGACGUGCACCCAGGAUGGGUUUGUGCAGACAAUCAUGGGAAGGCGUAGAUACCUUCCAGCAAUUAAGGAAACAAAUCCUUACAAGAAGGCUCAGGCAGAGAGGCAAGCUGUAAACACUGUUAUCCAGGGCUCUGCUGCAGAUAUUGUCAAGACAGCUACAGUGAAUAUACAGACACAGCUGGAAGCUUUACCUUCAGCAGUAAAAUCUUUUGGACAUUUGGAGAACUCAUUCCCCAAAAUAUUGUCAGGAAAAUCACAGAGGUUGAAAAAGAGGGAGAUUAUGCAUCCCAAACAUGGAGGAUUUUUCAUACUCCAAUUGCAUGAUGAACUUCUCUAUGAAGUUGGGGAAGAUAACAUAAUUCAGGUGGCACAGAUUGUUAAGCAUGAAAUGGAAAAUGCUGUAAAACUCUCAGUAAAGCUUUCAGUAAGAAUCAAAAUUGGGCCUAGCUGGGGAGAUCUCCAAGACUUGGAAUUCUGAAUGAUGAACAGAUGUUUCUAACACACAAUUCUAUGAGAAAAUGUAUAGGCUGGACACUUAUUCUUCUUUCUUUUUUCUUUUUGCACUGAUACAUCCCUUAAUAUUUCAGAAAAAAUCUAAACCCCUAAAUCUGUUAAGAAAAUAAUUCAGAUGUUAUGGUGUAACUAAAACUUACUAAGAAAUUGUUUCACGAAAUAGUAUUAAUUCCUGAUAAUAUCUUAGUGAUUCCAAAGCCCACAUUGAACUGUUAAAAUAUUGAAGUAUUAGAGAAGGAUGGAUUUAAGAUUAUUUUUUAAAUGCAAUGCAGUUAGGAACAGCUAGAAGGAUGAGUUGUUGUAUUUUACUAGUACAGCUUUUUUAUGAAGAACAUAUAUUUAACUUAUUUCAUAUACAUAAUAAAAUAUGUGAAUAAUAAAAUGGAAUUAAUCUAUUUUGCUAUGUGUGUAACUUAAAUAUAAGGAGUAUCUGUAUCUCAGGUUUCUGUAAUAAUUCCAUGAUUUUAAUAUGUGAGGUACUGACCAUAUAUAUGAUCCUUAUGAGUUUUCUUCUUAUGUGUAAAGGAGAGUACAAAAUAUGAAAUAUACUCUGCUAAAGAUAAAUUUCUUCCAAGUAGUACAUGCACAAAGUAUCAGUCUAUUGCAGGGCAUGGUCAGUGAUUAGAAUGUUCCUUGAUUUAAUAGAAUACAGUCUUGUAUUUAAAAAUUUGCAAUCCAUUCCUUUCUUAUUUUAUUUUUCAUCUGACAAAUCCUAUGUAGUGUACCUUACUAUUCUGUUUUGUUAUCUUUUCUAUGUGAUUUGAAAUCAGUCAAUGAAUUUGCUCAUAUUGUUCCAUAAUAUAAUUUACUUCACCACUUAGUAUAAAAUAAAUAGAGGCAUGUUCCUUCUCUUGAGCUGCAUUUGAAAAUAACUGUGCAUUUGGAACUUUCACUUUGAUUAUCAAAAAGUCAGUGUAGAAGAUAAUUAUGCAGAAAAAAGAAAUUAAAACGUGUUAAUAUAAAUUAAAAAAAAUCUUCCUGAUUACAGGUAGGUCACAAUUUAGUGCAAAUUGUAAAUUGAUACCAAGUUACAUUUAAUACAACUCCAAAUUAACAUAUACAUAUUUGAUGUUAGCACAUAUGCAUCUGUGAUUAAGAUUUUAGACACUGCUAAUCUUCAUGCAAAAUGGAACAAAGAAAGAUUCUGGCAGAGGAAAACUGUGCAAGUUUGAAAAAAAAGGUUCAUUAUUACAUUAGAGUAAAAUUGUGAUAUAUUGAACAAUAUAAAAACGUUCAUAGCAACACUAAAAUUGGAUGAGAUGUUUGAAUGCCUGGAUUUGUGGUAGAAUUUUUUACUUUCAUUUUACUUUCUAUAACUAUUCCAUGAAUCAUAAAUUGAAAUCAUAAAUAUAUAUUUUAUCCAUUAUUGCAAUAUUUAGUUAGGUUUAAAAAUUUUCACUUUAAAUAAUAAGAAAUUGAAUAAUGGUGCCAUUUUGUGGGAUUCUUUAAUCACACUAAUUGAGAUCUACUGUACCUGCAAAGGAAAAGUGGGGAACAGAAUUUACAAUAGGAGCCAGUGUGAAAGAAGACACCACUAUUGGCUCAAGUAUGAGUAUCAAGUAAAUAAAUGGUUGUCUAUUAGGACUCCUAGAUCCCUCUCAGUUACUAUUGUUAAGCCAAGUGCCACCUAUUUUAUACCUGUACAUUUGGUUUUUCCUAACUAAGUGCAGGACCUUACUUUCUCACCACUGAACUGCAUUUUGUUGGAUAGGGCCCAAUGCUCAAGUCUGCCAAGAUUCUUUUGAAUCUUGAGCCUAGCUUCCAAAGUGUUAGCAAUUCCUCCCAGCUUGGUGUCAUCUGCAGAUUUGAUGAACUCCCCUUCUAUCCCCUCACAUAGAUCAUUUAUGAGGAUGUUGGAGAGUUCUGGCCCUAAAACAGAACCUUUGGAUACCCCACUGCAUGCUUUCCUUGAUGUAGAUAUAGUUCCAUUGAGAACAAUAUGCUGAGCGUGGUUGGUCAGCCAAGUGCAAAUCCAUCUGGUGAUUUAAAUUAGUCAAAUUUGUUGUUGGUUUCAAAUUCUGAUUCACAUUACUGGAAAUGAUAGAACAUGUAGGAUUAGAUAAUGUCCUAUUCUUUAGACAGAUAUACUUAAUAAGGUCAAAAAUUGAGGACAAUUGUUCCUAUUAACCAACCAGUGUGCAUUGGCAUAACACACACACACAUUCACUGGCCGCUUCACAAAAGUAAAAAUACAGUUUAUUUCAAUUUUGUUUUGCAUGUUAGGUGAACCUAUGUAUUGUGGCUUAUUGUUCACCAUGAUGAAAUGAAUCGUGGCUUAGCAAAUGUGAGCAAUAAUGCUGUCACCUAUCCUGUAACCAUGAAAUCUGCAUCUUUCUGGAAAAAGCAACGCUCAUUGAACAGAAAUAAGUGAACUGAGUCACAAAAUAAUAUUGUGGAGAUGCACUAGGACAGUGGUGGCGAACUUAUGGCAUGGGUGCCAGAGGCGGCACUCAGAGCCCUCUCUGUGGGCACGUGUGCCGUUGCCCAGUCCCGCCUCCCCCCAUGGCCCCCUCACCA